AUGUACGAGGGCAUGCCUUCGUACCAACAGCAGCGCCAAUCGACUGCGAUCGAGGUAAUGGCUGGACAGUUUGGGAGCGGAGGUCUUCAAUACAUGCAACAAAACGACCCCGCGAGCAAUGUGGCAGGUGGUUCGGCGCCUUCUCAGUAUCUGACCUCCCAGGCAGAGCAGCAGCCAUAUGCGUCGAUGUCAUUUGCUAGGCCACAACUUCAGCCUCCAUUCACACCCUCAACCUCCGAAUACACGGUACUAGAACAACCGACGCCGCAGCAGACUGUAGAGGAGGUGGGGUCACGCCAGGCUACUGAAGAGGGCAAAAGACAAUAUGAACUGCGGCUUCGCGCUACGUUUGACGCAAUAACUGCCGGUAGAGUCCGAGAAGCGAGUGACCAACUCCUUGAUAUUACAGAAUGGCUUUUCGGCUCUGUACGUGCUCUUGGUCUGCACCACGAUGACGAAGAGACUCACGCUCAAAGGCUGGUGCUGUGGCGUGAGCUAAAUCAUGCCUGGGAAGCUUUAGGUCAGAAACAGAAAUCUAUCACGGAAACCGCCAUCAGAACCCAACAGCAGCCUGCUGAAUACUUGACGGCAGCUGCGCUACAAAGCUUGAUCGACAAGCUGGUUCAUUUGUGUGACCAAGUUGAGAAGUUUGGUCUUGUCGACUACGAGAUGGGUCUGUGGGAAGAGCAAAUCAUUGACGUUUUCAUUCAGUGUUUAGAUCUGCUUUCCGAAGAGCAGACUCAUCUAGGACCUGGAUCGCACGAACGUUAA
Molecule: messenger RNA, 771 nt
Organism: Lithohypha guttulata
Lineage: Eukaryota; Fungi; Ascomycota; Eurotiomycetes; Chaetothyriales; Trichomeriaceae
Exons: 2
Coding region: 1-771 (256 amino acids)
Source: RefSeq, a predicted model, not a curated record